AUGGAAUAUGCCGAGUUGGAAGGGACCCAUCAGAAUCGUCCAGUCCAACUCCCGGGGCAGUGGAAAGGCCCCGUGGACUUCUGGCAGCACAGAAUCCAGUACUGGAUUCUCCUGGAGAAACGUGCUACCACGGCCCCCCGCAUCCCAUCCACACGGCUGGCCCUGCACCACUUCGACACGAGCUACAGCCUGCACCUGGGGGAGCUGUGGCCCUCUGUGCGUGCUGGCCUGCUCUGUGAGCAGAAGUACGGCGCCCUCCUCAACAACUUCUCUGCUGUCGACCACGUCACUCAAGAGCUGGAGCUGCUGAAUGCCACCGAUUUCGUUUCCGAAGCCCUCCAAAAGGCACAGCAGUCACAGCGGGGUGCGGCUGCGAGGGAAGCAGUGAGAGGCUCCCAGGAGGGCUGUGUUCAGGGCAGGGCUGUGAUACAGGCAGAGACAAUAACACAGGCAGAGUCAUCUCCACCGUUUCGUGCCUCCAUCAUCCCCAAAAUCAAGUGUUACACCUUCCCCAGGGGUGACAUCACACGCUUUUGCCCUGCACGGCCAGACAUUUUGGGGCUCCUUGGUUAUUAUCUCAUGGAUGCAGCAUCUCUCCUGCCCGUCCUUGCACUCGAUGUGCAGCAGGAUGACCUUGUCCUUGACCUUUGUGCAGCUCCGGGUGGCAAGACUCUGGCUCUGCUGCAGACUGGGCUUUGUGUAAGUGGAGGGCAUCUGGCAGCCAACGAUGUCUCCAUUUCCCGGACAAAGAGGCUGCACCAGAUCCUCCAUAAGUAUGUUCCCAGAGAAAUCAGGGAAACUGUGAGUGUCACAUCCUACGACGGAAGGGACUGGCAGGAUGUGGACGGUGGCACUUUCCAUAAGGUGCUGGUGGAUGUGCCCUGCACGACGGACAGGCACUCUGCCAUGGAGGAGGAGAACAACAUCUUCCACAAGAGGCGAACCAAGGAGCGUCAGAUGCUGCCCAUGCUGCAGCUGCAGCUGCUGAUGGCUGGGAUCCUCGCUGCCAAGCCAGGAGGAGAGGUGGUGUACUCCACGUGCUCCCUCUCCCCGCUGCAGAACGAGUGUGUGGUCGAGAGAGCGGUAGAAAUUGCAGAAACCCAGUUUAACAUCAGUGUCCACGUUGAGGACUUGAGCCACUUUCGGACGCUCUUCCAGGACACGUUUUCCUUCUUCUCAGGCUGCCGGCUGGGGGAGCUUGUUCUGCCUCACCUCACAGCCAACUUUGGACCUAUGUAUUUCUGCAAAUUACGUCGGAUGUAGAAGGGGCAACAGACUAUGUCUGUUUGCUGUCAGGGAAAUACCCUGAAUUUCCAGGGAAACUACAACUGCUUUAUAUUUAUUUUUCUUUUUAAAGUGUCCCAAAGGAAGUCCGCUUUUUUACUGCAGACACAGAAAAUAAAUGAGAAAGACCUGC
Manacus vitellinus (golden-collared manakin) is the source of this 1417-nucleotide messenger RNA. It is a transcript of the gene NSUN4, whose product is annotated as NOP2/Sun RNA methyltransferase 4. Gene Ontology annotation, biological process: rRNA methylation. Gene Ontology annotation, cellular component: mitochondrial large ribosomal subunit. The transcript has 7 exons. NCBI's taxonomy places the organism in Eukaryota, Metazoa, Chordata, Aves, Passeriformes, Pipridae. The record is from RefSeq and is a predicted model, not a curated record. Gene Ontology annotation, molecular function: methyltransferase activity. Bases 1 to 1263 code for a protein of 420 amino acids.